UUUAACCACCAAAUUGGUCGAUAUAACGGCUACAGACCUGUGGAUAGGUUUAAAUGCUGUCAAACAAGAUGGAUUUUACUGGACUGAUGGAAAAUCACGGAAAUACACCAACUGGGGUUAUUCUAAACAUCAGCAUCGUCCUGGGACCUUUUAUCAGAGAUGGAAUGAGGAAGACUGUGUUGUGAUGACUACCACGUCUACGCUUGGCAUCGGUAAAUGGAUGGUUAAGUCUUGCAAUGACACCAGUGGAUUUAUCUGUCAUAAAAAUCUUGACCCAAAUAUCCAGUCUCCGCCAGACACAAUAGAUCCCAACAUCUAUGUACGCGUGGGAAAUGACAGCAUUAAGGUUGUGACUCAAAAUCUGACCUGGUAUGAUGCCAAGCGACGUUGUGAAAGCGAGAAAGCCAACUUGGCGAACCUACGAAAUGAGUGGACACAGGCCCAUCUUGACCUGGUGGCUAUGAAUCUUAAUGCUCCUCUUUGGAUUGGACUGAACAAAAACCAGACUGGAGGUUAUUUUAGGUAUGUCGAUGGCUGGCACCUGAACUUUGCCACUUGGGCUGAAUAUGAACCAAGCAGGAACAAACCUUGCGUGUACAUAGGUGUGGAUGGAAAAUGGAGGACUGCUUUCUGUAACCAGACCAUGAACAGUGUUUGCAUGCUGUCAGCAGAUGUGGCACCAACAGAGUCCACCAUGUUCCCAGGACGCUGCCCUGAAGAUACAAAUGUAGAGUACCAACAGAGUUACACCUGGCUGCCAUUUAAGGGUCACUGCUAUUUGUUUAUCACUGAUGAAAUUGAAUGGGCAGAUGCAGCUAGCAGCUGUGUCAGGCAUGGUGGAACACUGGUGAGCAUUGAAGAGCCCUCUGAGCAACAGUUCAUCAGAAGCAAUGUGGAAAUAUUUCAGGAUGGCCAAGCCUCUUUCUGGAUCGGACUGUUCAAAACCUAUACGGGGACGUGGAUGUGGUUGGAUAAAACAGUCUUGGACUACACUAACUGGGCUCCAGAAGAGCCUGAAUCUGACUAUGGAGCGAUCAGAACCUCAGAUGGGACUUGGAGCACCGGUCGCAGAUGGCACGACAGAGGAUACAUCUGUAAAACACCCAAAAUACUGAGCACAGAUCCAGAAUCAAAACCUGAACCUCAUGGAGGUCAGGAUCAGCGCAGUCGUGUCCACACAAGCCUGGUAGUUGUGCUGAUCAUUACUAUCACUUCUACGCUGAUGGUCGUUGCAUUCUUCCUCUACAAGAAGUCUCCUCGUCCCUUGCCCACCUUUGAGAAUCCGCUCUACUUCAACAGCGAACCAUCUCCGCCUGAUGUGGUUGACACCAAUAAAAUGAUAGAGAAUGCAGAAAACCCUGAGCCUAUUUUAACCCUGUGAUUUUUAAAGUAGCAGAACUUAGUGGGACCUAAACUUUACGGCAUCCCAGCCUGAUGUAUUAGACUUUGAUGCUUUAUUGCUUGUUUUUUUACUACAUACAAUAUAUAUUCAGGUAUUUAACAGUAUGUCACCAAGUGUGAGUUUCAGUGGAGUUGGCAAUGUCUAACCUCAUGGAACAGAACAAUUUAGGCUCUAGGAUGUCUCAAUGGGAAUGAUUAGUAUUUGAUUUUCUCUUUUAAUUUUCCAUUAAAUGUUGCUUAUUAAUUAAGCAUUUUUGUUUAUUUACCAUCAUGCUCUCUUUCUAGGUAAAACAAAUGACUUGGUAGUGCUACUGUGCAACCUGUAAGUAUGUAUAUAACUCUCAUAGUUUGUUUCAAGCACAUUCCACUCUGAUAGAUAAAAUGACGCAUGAUUUCCAUAGAUAACUAUCCAUACAUCUAUGGUGUGCAGGAUAAACUGUAUAAAUGAGAAUGUUGUUCCCUGCUUCCUCCCCCCUAAAUCAUUUAGCAGAUUCAUUCAUUUCAACCUUGUGUGUAUUGAAUAGCAAGAAAUAUGGACAGAAUUUAUUCAGAGGCAAAGAUUUCAAGACUAGUUAGCGCUCUCUAGUGUUAUGUUUCAACACUGGGCCACACACACUCAUAAAAAAUAAUAAAUAGCAUUAAAAAUGACACUACAGACUCCCUCUUCACAUACCAUAUUAGAUCAGGAAUAAAUGUGUUAUGUCCUCACCAAAGAUGAGGCAUUCAAAAGCUUAAAAUUUCCAUGAUGAGUCUGUUGUGUUACUUUCAGGUAGCGCAUUUUUAUGGGAACCCGGACAUUAUUUAUUUUUAUGUCAAAUAUGUUUUGAAAUUAUUAACCCUUAGAUGCACAAGUGGGUCAAAAAUGACCCGGUGUGUUAAUUUUCUUGCAAUAUAUUUGUAAUGAAAAGUUUUUAUCAUUUCAUAGACCAACUAUUCCUCAAAAACUUUCUUUUAACAUCUUUCCUUUAAAUUUUUUUAAGUUACCUUUUAUACUUUUAAUGAAAUUGUAGUAUUUGUAUUACUACCCCAAGCUCUUUAUUCAAUUCAAUUAAAUUUUAUUUAUAUAGUGGCGGUUACAGUUCAGAUUGUCUGAAGACGCUUUACAGAACCCAUUUAUCACUGAUAAGAUCAUACAAGAGGUGAUAUGAUGAAGUGCACAAACCUGGAGCCACAGAGAGCAGCAACAAUUGCAGGAAAUGAAUGAAAAAUGACAACAAAGUGGAUGUUGACAUUCUUCUAUUGCUGUUCUGUGUGAUAUUCUUCUUUUUCAAUUAGCAGAAUGUUCGAAAUCCGCUAUAAAGCGAAAAAUAAACAUAUUUCAAACAUUUAAUCAUUCUUGUGUGGACAAAAAUAUAAUACAAACAAAAAUACAAAUGAUUAUUUUAAACCAAAAUGACAAAAAUGGCACAAACACACAUUGAUUCUUAUACAGGUCAUUUCUGACCCACUGAUGGAAGAGUGUAGAUCCAAUCACUCGUGCAUCUAAGGGUUGAAGCCGAUUUGGAGAACAGCUGGAUGUUGAUAUAUCAUGCUAUUGUUUUGAUAGAGGCACCCAUUUCAUAAAAUUCACAGAUUUUGUUCCACUGUGUCCUGGUGAGUGAGCAUCUGUCCACGUUUUGUACAUCAUGACUCCUGGAGCUUUUAUCUUCUGUUCUAACUCUGGUUGUUUAAAAUGUUUAUUUUGAAAAGUAAGCAUUAUGGGAAUUUCUCUCUAGCCUAUGAGGAACUUAUUACUUUCACACAAACUUAUAAUGCAUACAUAUAUUUGUCUUUAUUUGGUUUUGUGAUGUAUAAAGCGAUCAAACGGAC
Molecule: messenger RNA, 3210 nt
Organism: Amphiprion ocellaris (clown anemonefish)
Lineage: Eukaryota; Metazoa; Chordata; Actinopteri; Pomacentridae
Product: macrophage mannose receptor 1-like
Exons: 10
Coding region: 185-1381 (398 amino acids)
Molecular function (GO): signaling receptor activity
Source: RefSeq, a predicted model, not a curated record